AGCAUCCACACUGCAGGCAGUACGCAUACAACUCGGUGACACAACCUCAAGGGAAACCGUUGCUAUAUUAUAUAUAUCACACUGCUCUCUUCUCCUUUUUCUUCUGUCUUCCAACAACAGCGAUUUCCACUUUACUUUAUUCUCUUUGUUUUUCUUUUCAAGUGCUUUCCACUUUGGUUGUGUCUCUUUGCGGAAUACUUGACGCUUUCUUUUACCGUAGAAAGGGAAGAAAAGCCCAGCUCAUUGUUUCGCUGCUUUCGCGACCCAAUUUUUUUUUCUUUGUCGUGCUUCACUUCUGGCUUCUGAAGCGUACACACCCAUUAACUGGCUCUAAAGAAAAGCACGGAGAGGAGCAACGCUUUGGGUCCUGCUCAAGCACCUUUCUCGCCUAGGCAGACUCGAUAGCUGUUUUACAGUUUCUUUUUUUAUUUACUCCUGCGCCGUUGUUUGUCCCUUGUCUCAAAAGAGCGUCUCUUUCUUUGUGAGUCUGAUCAUUUUGUUGUUUUCAUGCAAGUCAGGAAGCUGCCAAGACUUCAAGGUUCAUUGUUAUUUUACUUUUAAGAAGGUAUAGUUCUCCGUCGAGCUUGUAUCUAUCUAUCUGCAUAUAUCUGGUCGUACGGGGCUGUUGAACGUACUCGACCACAUCGUUAUCAUUGUAGUGGAAUUGUGCUAGCUGCUUUCCGCCUAUCUCGGUUUUUUUUUCUUCCUGCUUAUCUCCUCGGCUUUCAAACAAACAAACAAGCAAACAAGCAAAAAAUCAUGUCCAUUGAAUUAGAGGCUCAGGCCUUCGACAAACUGUGCGAGCGGCUGAUUCGCGAGCACGGCGGCAAUCGCGAGCUGGAGAGCGCCGUUAUCGAGCUAGAAGUCGCCCACAAGAAGCACAUCAACACGGUGAAGCGCGAGUUCAACGCGAACCUCGACGCGAUCGAAAAGAGCACCAAGGAGGAAAACGAGCGGCGCGCGCGCAACGCGGAGGAGGACGCGAAGUUCUACGCUGAGAGUCUCGCCCGCGUGAAGGCCGACUGCGACCGCCAGCUGGCUCAGGCGAGUGAGACGUACAAGCGUGACCUGGAGCGGGUGAAGUCUGCGUACGGCAGCCUCCUCGAGGACGGCAAGCGACGCACCUCGGUCGUCACCCAAAUCCACGAGGACCACGCGAGGGAGCUGAAGCGGGCCAAGGACGAGAGCGACCGGAUCAUCGGCAACAAGGAGAAGGAGAUUGCACGACUGAACCGCCGGCUGGACGACGAGAGCCUCGCCGCACGUGAGACACUCGACGAGGCGGACGCCCAGCGGCGUGCGCUGGAGGAUGAAAAUGCGACGCUGCGAACGAAGCUGCAGGACAGCGAGGUGGCACGCGAAAAGGUAGCGGCGCAGCACCACUCAGAAAUGCAGCGCCUCCUGGAGCAACAGGAGAGCAUCAUCCGUACCAGCACGAACCUGCUGAACCAGUUCCAGAACAAAUCGGCCGAUCUCGAGCUGGAGCUGUCGAAGGUGCGGGCGCUGAUGUUCGAUCAGGAUUAUCAGAUCUUCCGUGCAAAACUGCGCGAGGAGGCGUUUAAGAACGGCGCGUCGGACGUGACGAAGGAAAUGGAGAUGCUCGAUGCGCGGAAGGAGCGCGAGCGGGUGGCGCUGGCAGACGUGUUAGCCCGCGCCACAAAGGCGAAGGAGGAUCAACAGGAGACGCUUCGGCAGUAUCAGCGGGACCUCGAUGCGGAGAUGGCGAAGCUGCGCGCGGCACAAAAGCUGAAGGAGGCGAAAGGCGCCAACUUCGUAGUGCAACUGCCCUGCGGCACACCGGUGAAGUUUAAGACGCAAGCAGGACAGGAGAAGGAGCCCAAAAUCAACGCCAAUAUCGAUGUGAAAACGAAGACCAACAGAAGUGGAAGCGACGCGCGUGAUGCUCCUCCUCCUCCUCGAAAAAACAGUAAUAAUAAUAAUAACAAAGCGUAG
Molecule: messenger RNA, 1953 nt
Organism: Leptomonas pyrrhocoris
Lineage: Eukaryota; Euglenozoa; Kinetoplastea; Trypanosomatida; Trypanosomatidae
Product: putative kinesin
Exons: 1
Coding region: 760-1953 (397 amino acids)
Source: RefSeq, a predicted model, not a curated record